Molecule: messenger RNA, 2232 nt
Organism: Solea solea (common sole)
Lineage: Eukaryota; Metazoa; Chordata; Actinopteri; Pleuronectiformes; Soleidae
Product: mpv17-like protein
Exons: 4
Coding region: 467-1090 (207 amino acids)
Cellular component (GO): cytoplasm; membrane
Source: RefSeq, a predicted model, not a curated record
GCCGCAGGAUUAACCGCAGUGAAGUCUGUGAACAGACUCAGACCUGGAACCUGCUCCACACCAAAGCCUCAGUUUAUUUCAUUUAUUUAUUUAUUUGUUUUAAUAUUUUUGUGUGAUUGUCGCCAGGUUUUACGCCUUUUACGCACACGGUUCCAGGACGCGUUGGUGUUGGUGACGCCUUAAUGGAGCCAUGGCAACUUUUACGCAGAGAAAGACAUGGAUCGUCGUGUUUGAGAACUUAUCACGUGACCGUGUUUCUUCGCGUGAACUGAUCGUCAUGGCUGUCCUUUUAUUCUUCUUCUGCUGCCUGUGGGAAUAACGGCUAAUCCCGCCGCCGAUUAGCGCACAGAUGGCUCCCGUGGCCACUUCUAUCAGUCGGCUGACCUCCAGACCCACUGACUAUUGAAUGAAAGACAUUUCCACGGUAAGUUAAGGAUAACAGUGUGACGUCACCUGUGGCUCCAGGAUGAGCAGAGCCGUUUUCAAAGACGCCGCCAAACUCUUCCCCUGGCUGGCCAACGUCACUCUGUACGGCUGCCUGUUCGCCGGCGGUGACCUGGUCCACCAGCUCAUGGCUCAGAAGGAGCGCGUGGACUGGAGACACACGCGCCACGUGGCCAUCGUGGCAAUCAGUUUCCAUGGCAACUUCAAUUACUUCUGGCUCCGCGCGCUGGAGCGCCGCUUCCCGGGAAAGUCUGCCGGGAUGGUACUCCGCAAACUCGUGCUGGACCAGAGCUUCGCAUCGCCUUUGGCCACGAGUGUCUUCUACACAGGUGUUAGCUUCUUGGAGGGCAAAGAGGACGUCUUUGAAGACUGGAGGGAAAAGUUCUUCAACACCUGGAAGACUGGACUCAUGUACUGGCCUUUCAUGCAGUUUCUGAACUUUGUCCUGAUGCCACCAUACAUGCGGACGGCCUUCAUGGGCUGCUGCGCCUUCCUCUGGGCCUCCUUCCUCUGCUUCUCUCGGCAGGACGGCGAUGGCACUGCCGCCGUGGCUCUGGCCUUUGUCAUGGAUCCCCGUAAAACGUUGGAGGAGAUGCGCGAGGCUCGCCUGGCCCGACAAAAGCCAAGGACCCAGAGAGAAAACUGAACAGAUGAAGAGGUCAGGUCAGAGGACAGUUGAUCUCAGGACAGAGGUCGUGUUUUUCACCCCGGACCUUUUUCCAGUGUUACAUGAAAGCAGGAGAUUUUCCGCAAACAAAUGUGCUGAAACUUUUUAUCGAAGAUGUAUGUGUACAUGUACGGGAGUGUACUGCUGCCACGUCAACAGAAUAAAAACACGUCAGUAUCACGUUAUGACAUGGCACGUUUAUUUUUAAAACAAUACACUGUGUUAUUCACUUCACCUGUCAUCACGACCCGGUCAUAACGUGAGGCCUGACUGGUGGACAUCACAGCACACAGGAGCUGCUGAUCCACUGAUUUGUGUGUCUGUGUAACACACACCUUUAUGCUCUGAUGAUGCUGCGUCUGGAUUAAGCCGGGAUUAGAUAAUCCCGGUUAAUCCCUCCGAAAAAUGAUGGAGGUGAUCCAGUGUGACCUCUGACCCCAAUAAACAGGAAAUUAAAUUCUCCAAUCGGAGCUGAGUGAUGAGACAGGUGACAUGUAACUGGCCCCUCCUUCUCUGGAUUGUCCGGAACAUCACUGCAGCCGUGUCUCAAUCCAGGGUCCGGAUCCUGUGAAGUGUGAGGGAGGAGACGACUCUGUCGGCUACACACUUCACAGGAUCCUCGGGAGACAGAAGUCCUGCACUGUUCAAGUUUCCCUUCUUCUUUUUCUCCUCCUAUUAAAUCCAUCAGGCUGUACACCAAGAGGCUAAACGCUGCCCUCUACAGUUCAAUGAAGUCUGACCAUCCCAUAAAUCUGGUGUGUUGACACAUAUCUGAUGUAAAAUAAACAUAUUUAAAAUAUAUUUUAUGUUUAAACACAGUUGUAGAAGUAAUGGUAGUAGAAUUUAAUGAUUUUGUGUUCUACCAGUUUAUUAGUUUUGUCCAAUCCAACUUUAUUUAUAAAGCACUUUUAAAACAACUGAAACAAAGGGCUGUAGACAUCAUAGAUAAAUACAUGAAAUAAAAUAUAAAAAAACAAGACCUAAUAGACCUAAUAAACAAAAAAAUAAAACAACAAAAUACUGUAGAAAGUAUUAAAAACAACACAAAUAAACAUUGUGAUUACGUUUUUGUAAAUAUUUCAUGUAAUACUGACAAACUAUUGUCCUUAAAUGUUACUAAC